Messenger RNA from Gloeophyllum trabeum ATCC 11539, 1410 nucleotides. RefSeq lists its product as uncharacterized. The transcript has a single exon. Bases 1 to 1410 code for a protein of 469 amino acids. The record is from RefSeq and is a predicted model, not a curated record. NCBI's taxonomy places the organism in Eukaryota, Fungi, Basidiomycota, Agaricomycetes, Gloeophyllales, Gloeophyllaceae.
AUGUCAUCUCAACUAGGUUCGCUCGCCGCCGAAAAAGAGAGCAUCAUCAAAAAGCUCAGUGGCGACCCGUACCGACCCUACGGGACUUUGGGUACCGGUGUACCUCAUCUGCCCACAGAGGUCCUAGAAAUGAUCUUUGGCUUCGCGGCAGCGAAUUUUAGCCACAGCACGGCGAGACCACCAUUCAAAAUGAUCAUCUCACUGGUCUGCAAGCACUUUCUCGCCGUCGCGUACAACACCCCGGAGUUGUGGGCGGAUAUCCGCAUGACGUCGAAGGAGGACGGCACUGAGCGCAUCAAAAUCCACCUGGCGCGCUCGAAGGAUCGCUUGCUCAGCGUCUCCGUGGACCUGACGCACGACGCGUUCGUCGACAACGCGGAGGUCAUAGAGCGGCAGUGGAAGAUGCUCGUGGGCGAAGUCCACCGCUGGCAACGCUUGGAGUUCAGAACCGAGUGCCUGCGCUAUUUCGACCCGCUGCUAUCGUCUCUGAGCGGGCUUGACGCGCCCAAACUCGAAUCCCUCCAGAUCUGCAGCACCACCAGCACCAGGAACACGGCUGAGCACGAAUUCUUCGACGUCGACGCGCCGCUCUUUCUCGCUGCGCCCAGCCUGCGUCGGCUCCGCUUGCACGGGACGGCGUUCCCCGGCUUCAACAAAUGCAGCCUCGUGAACGUGACGCAUGUCGACCUCUUGUCUCCACCGGAUAACAAUAUCCUUGACUACACCGACCUGCACGCAUUUCUCUCCAGCCUGCCCGGUCUUGAGAGCCUGGCAUACGGCGGUUCGCUCGCGUUUCCCCACUACAGAUUUGACGAGUACCGGCGCACUCUCCCUCUGAUGAAUCUGGGCGGACUGCGGUACCUCCGGCUCGCCUGCGCGGACCCUGGCAGCUUCUGCACUCUUCUGAGUGCUCCCCAACUGCUGUGUUUGGUUCUGGACGCAAAGACCGUGGAGAACAAACAUAUGCAGCUCUCACUCCUUCGCGAGGCAUUGUGCGACAAGACCCAGGGAUUCAACAAUAUAACAACUCUGAAGCUAUGGAACUUUGGCUCCGGGGACAUCGCGCGCCUUUUCGUGCCUCCCGUGCUUAGAAAUACAUGCCAGGUCGAGCACGUCACAAUCGUGGAAACCGACGCCGCCGCUUUGUUCAACGGGCUGCUUCCGCGAGGAACGCUGGAUCUGCCAUGGCCGCGUCUCCGCAGCCUGACGUUGUCUAACUGUAUCUCGGCUCCCGAGCUGUUCAGAUUCAUCGUGGGCCGUCGCUAUUCGGGGUAUGAAAUUCCCUCUCUAGUGAUUAGAGAUUACUUGCUCCACGAAUAUUGUGAGCAACUUCUGAGGGACGCUUCGAAUGUGGACUUGAGGUACUGUUGGGAAGAGGACUUGGACAUUGAGAAAGAUUUCGAUGUAUAG